AUGUCCUCCCCGCAGGUCUCCUCGUCCCGCAGACAGUCAUGUUAUCUGUGCGACCUGCCCCGCAUGCCCUGGGCCAUGAUCUGGGACUUCACCGAGCCCGUGUGCCGGGGCUGCGUCAACUACGAGGGCGCGGACCGGAUCGAAUUCGUCAUCGAGACAACCCGGCACCUGAAGCGGGCACACGUUUUCCAAGAGGGCAGACCCUCCGCCGGAGGACCGCCACCUGCGCCGCAGCAGCCCGCCGUGGCGAAGAGCCAAGCGGUGUUUGGGAAGGAGUCGGUGGGGCAGCUCAACCACCACCACCACCACCAGGCGGACGGACCGGGGAAAUCUCAGCAGCCCGGUGUAGACCGGUACUCGCUUGGUACGGACAGCCGAGGGCGAUUUGACUACAGCGGACACAGCAGCAGCAGCAGGCUGCUUAACGGACUCGGAGGACCGAAUGGGUUCAAACCGGACGACGGACCGCCCGAGCUGAAUCGACAAAGCCCGAACUCGAGGAACAGGAGCCACGGGGGGCUGGUGUCGGCACCUGGGCAGAUGAAUGUUCCGCCGAACUUGCUGCCCCAGACCCUGCUUAACGGACCGACCCCGCACGGCAUGGCGACCAGAGCCGCCCCGCAGGGCCCGAUGGUCAGUGUCCCAGUGCCCGGACAGAUGGGGUCUGAUUCGGGAGGGAAGCGACCCUCCUCGGUGUCCAGCACGGACCAGGAGCGGGAGCUGAAGGAGAAGCAGCGGAACGCGGAGGCUCUUGCCGAGUUGAGCGAGAGCCUCCGGAACCGACAGGAGGAGUGGGCGAACAAGCCGAAGAUGGUGCGGGACACGCUGGUCACCCUGUCCGGCUGCACCCCGUUCGACGUCCGCUUCAAGAAAGACCACGGGCUGAUCGGCAGGGUGUUCGCCUUCGACGCCGUGUCUAAACCCGGUAUGGACUACGAGCUGAAGAUCUUCAUCGAGUACCCGAGCGGCUCCGGGAACGUGUUCUCCAGCGCCUCGGGGGUGGCCAAGCAGAUGUACCAGGACUGUAUGAAGGACUUCGGCAGAGGUUUAUCCUCAGGGUUUAAAUAUCUGGAGUAUGAGAAGAAGCACGGCUCCGGGGACUGGCGUCUGCUCGGGGAUCUAUUACCGGAGUCUCUGCGGUUUUUUAAGGAGGGUUUGGGGGGAGACAUGCUGCCGCAGCCCUACGUCGACGGCAGCUACCCCCUCCUGCCCACUUCCCUGGUGCUUCCCGGCCGAGCGUUGGCUUCAGGCAGCGGAAACAGCAGCUCCAGGGCCGCGGUGAGGAAGAGGAAAGCCUCCCCGGAGCCGGAUUCAGCGGAGGGCGGCCUGAAGCUCACCGAGGAGCAGCAGAGGCAGCAGUGGAUCAACAGCCAGGCCGAAGCCCUCAAACUCUCCAUGGCUGCGGGCUCCUUCGCCGGGCCCCCUCCUUCUCUUGGCUCGGGACACCCCGCCCCCCCCUCCGGCCGCGCCACACCCCCCGAGUCCGCCUCUCCUCCGCAGAACGGACAGUCCCCGAUGGCCGCGCUCAUGUCAGUCGCGGACACACUCGGGAACGCGCACUCUCCCAACAAGGACAGAGACUCGGUUCACUCCACCACAUCCUCCUCCAGGCACAAUAGCAACAGCCCGGUAUCCCCCGCCCCCGUGCCCGGACACAGGCGCCUCUCGUCCCGCAACGGAGACUUAGGGCUGUCCGCGCCCUCUCAGUCCGCAGCGGGCAUGGACCAGGUGCACGGGCAAAACGUGCCCGACUCCCCCAUGGCCAACAGCGGACCUCUGUGCUGCACAAUCUGCCACGAACGGUUAGAGGACACGCAUUUCGUGCAGUGUCCCUCCGUCCCCAACCACAAGUUCUGCUUCCCGUGCUCCAGAGAAAGCAUCAAGGCCCAGGGAGCCUCCGGGGAGGUGUACUGCCCCAGUGGGGCUAAGUGCCCGCUGGUCGGCUCUAACGUGCCCUGGGCCUUCAUGCAGGGGGAGAUAGCCACCAUCCUGGCCGGAGAUGUGAAGGUAAAGAAGGAGAGAGACCCCUGA
Messenger RNA from Toxotes jaculatrix (banded archerfish), 2031 nucleotides. RefSeq names its product interferon regulatory factor 2 binding protein-like (gene irf2bpl). The transcript has a single exon. Gene Ontology annotation, molecular function: transcription corepressor activity. The record is from RefSeq and is a predicted model, not a curated record. The coding region runs from base 1 to 2031 and encodes 676 amino acids. Gene Ontology annotation, biological process: regulation of transcription by RNA polymerase II. NCBI's taxonomy places the organism in Eukaryota, Metazoa, Chordata, Actinopteri, Toxotidae. Gene Ontology annotation, cellular component: nucleus.